UCCUAGUAGUUUGCUAGCUACCUUGUCUUCUACCUACCACUAUCUUCUCUCUUUUCUUUUCUUUUUACUUGUACAACUAACAGUCUAAAACAAUACUGCUAUGACUACUUACUAGUGCAUAUCUGAGUCAAUGUUUUUGGUGUGAAUUGAUGGCUCAGCAUAAUGAAGCAAUAAUCCUGAGUUUGAUGUAUUUGUUGCUGAUUUGUUGUUGCCAGUAUCUGCAUGUUGAUUCCACAAGACUAGGAGAUGGAGAUGGAGGCUACAUCUCUUUACAGAUAUCUGAAAAGGGUCUUGAAUUUGUCAAGGAUUUGGUAAUAAAGGAGGCCCUGUCUUCUCUAACUCCUCUCCAGCUUCCCCAAGUGGAGAGGGCUGUGAAUAUCCCACUUUUCGGAAACGUUGAGAUAGUUCUUUCCAACAUCACCAUCAAUCACAUUGACUUGCCUUAUUCCAUCAUCAAGACUGGAGUCUCUGGUGUCACCAUUGCUGCAUCCAGCGCCACGGCUCAUCUCACGAUGGCGUGGCGCUAUUCCUACAGCUCUUGGCUUCUUCCUAUUGCGGUUUCUGAUCAAGGAGAUGCCUCUAUACAGGUUGAUGGUAUGGAGGUUGGACUUACCUUAAGCCUGGAAAACCAACAAGGAAAUCUUGACUUGUCCCUUCUCCAAUGUGGAUGCUACGUGAAGGAUAUAUCAAUUGAGCUCAAUGGCGGUGCAUCUUGGCUAUAUCAAGGGGUAGCAGAUGCUUUUAAUGAGGAUAUCAUCUCAUCAGUUGAAGUUGCUGUUACCAACAAAAUCACAGAUGGGAUCAUAUAUGUCGAUUCUUUGUUAAAGUCAGUUCCCAAAGAAAUCCCAAUAGACAACGUUGCUGCAAUUAACAUUACAUUAGUAAAUGGCCCUGUGUUUAGUGAUUCUUCAAUUGAACUAGAGAUCGAUGGACUUCUCACCGCAAAUGAUAAAACUUUAAUUUCCAGCCUUCACAGAGAAGUAAAAGAAGAUUCAAAUCCCUGCGAGGGUCUGGAUAAGAUGAUUUGGAUAUCAUUGCAUGAGAAAGUCCUUCACUCAGCUGUGUCAGUUUACUUUCAAGCAGAUAUGAUGCAGUGGAUUGUUGAUCAACUGCCUGAUCAAUCUUUGUUAAAUACUGCUGGUUGGAAAUAUGUCAUUCCUCAGCUGUACAAGAAAUUUCCAAAUGAUGACAUGAAGCUGAAUAUUUCAGUAUCUUCUUCACCAACCAUCAAGAUUGAACCGCAGAACAUUGACAUUACAGUGGACUUAGAAGUUACAGUAUAUGUUGUCGAUUUAGGAGAAGUAAUACCUGUUGCAUGCAUCUCAACUAUGAUCAGUGCUACAGGUUUUCCUAAAAUAUCAAUGCACAAACUAGGUGGUAGUGUUAAGUUGAUUGCCUUCACCAUGGAUCUCAAGUGGAGCGAUAUUGGUAGUUUGCACAUGACUCUUAUCAAGUCAUUUGUGUCCGCGAGUCUCAAAACUGUUGUACUGCCAUACCUAAAUAUUCGGCUCUGGGAAGGAUUCCCACUGCCCCUUUUCCAUGGAUAUGAACUUGAGAAUGCUAUAAUCGUUUGCGACGAAUCAAAGAUCAUGAUAUGCAGUGAUGUGGCAUCAAUAAGUUAGUCAGAAUCAUCUUUCCUGGUGGCAGACUAGACUACAGUCAGUUAUAUAUACAGUGUUGUAGAAUACCAUGCACACCAUAAAGACACUGAAAUGACAAUAUUGAUAUCUUCUGAGUGAGAUAUAUAACCUUCUGAUUGUAUUUAAGUGUUACAGUUUGAUUCUUAAAAUUGUGUAGAAAUAUUUAUAAAAUUUAUGAGCAUGUCUAUUAUCUGCA
Molecule: messenger RNA, 1836 nt
Organism: Daucus carota subsp. sativus
Lineage: Eukaryota; Viridiplantae; Streptophyta; Magnoliopsida; Apiales; Apiaceae
Product: putative BPI/LBP family protein At1g04970
Exons: 6
Coding region: 150-1622 (490 amino acids)
Molecular function (GO): lipid binding
Source: RefSeq, a predicted model, not a curated record